Messenger RNA from Cricetulus griseus (Chinese hamster), 1146 nucleotides. NCBI's taxonomy places the organism in Eukaryota, Metazoa, Chordata, Mammalia, Rodentia, Cricetidae. The record is from RefSeq and is a predicted model, not a curated record.
AUGAGGAGGCUCAGAGACGGAGGCCAAGGCCUUCGUGGUGGUAUGGCCUUUCGUGGUCCCUUGGCCUGGUUCUUGCUGCUUCAGAUGCUAUUGGGCGAGGCCCGAAUGAUCCCAGGGACGCUGUCUCUUCCUCCUCUCCGCUUGGAGGAUGGCCUCGAUGACCCGAGUGCAAGCCCACAGGAGAAGCCUCUCACAGGGAUGCCCGAGAUCUCUCGGGGCCCGCAGCCUGAGGGGAGCAUGGUGCCCCUUGAUUCGGUGGCUUUUACACCCAGUCACUCUGUUUCACCCAUGACUCUGUCACAGGAACGGUUUCCGACAUGGAUUCCAACCACUACAGGUUGUGGCCACAGAACUGCAAGGGUAGUUGGUGGACAGCUUGCGGCAGAGAGGAAGUGGCCCUGGCAGGUGAGCCUGCAAGUCCGGAACACUCACGUCUGCGGUGGCUCCCUCAUCAGCAAAUGGUGGGUGAUGACUGCAGCCCACUGUGUAUUUGGCCAUUUGAAUUACGUAGUGUCGAUGGGAAUAGUUGACCUGUGGACCGAUCAGGCAGUGAAGAUUCCAGUCCAAGACAUCGUUGUUCACCGGGACUUCUCUCUUUUGGGGACAAUGGUGCAUGACAUUGCUCUUGCCUUGCUGGCCUUCCCUGUGAAUUACAGUGGCUACAUCCAGCCAGUGUGCCUCCCUCGCAGGGCUUUCAUGGUGAAAGCUGGCACCCAGUGCUGGGUGACUGGAUGGGGCAGAGUUCUUGAAGGAGGUAGCUCAUCAAGAAAACUUCGAGAGGUUGACCUAAGCAUUAUUCAUCAUGAAGAAUGUAAUCGAAUUCUCAAGAAAAGUUCAGGAAAAAUAUUGACCGUAGUUCAGGAAGGGGUAGUCUGUGGCUACAAUGAGGAGGGAGGAGACACCUGCCAGGGAGAUUCUGGGGGGCCAUUGGUGUGUGAAUUCAAUGGAUCAUGGGUGCAGGUAGGGAUCGUGAGCUGGGGCAUUGGCUGUGGUCGAGUAGGAUUUCCUGGAGUUUAUACUGAUGUGAGUUACCACAGAGACUGGAUCGUUAAAGAAUUGAGUCGAGCUUCCGGUUGGAACUCACCAGGCUUCCUCAUCUUGAGCACGUGCCUGGUGAUUUACCUGGGCAUGCUGGUGGCCCUGUGA